UAUAUACUUCAACACCCCCUCUCACGUAUGACGGGAAGACGAGAAGACAAGUCAACACGUGUAGAGAGACAAAGAAGAGGGGGGAGAAGAGAUAAUUUUUAGAAUAAAUUGUGAAAGCUAGGAUUUGAACUCGAGACCUAGGGCUUUGAUACCAUGUUAAGCUUCAUGCACUAGCCGCUUGAACCAAAAGUCCGAACUGAUGGAAAGGGCUAGGCAAUCUACUUAUACACUUCAACAGGUUCCAUGCCUGCCGAAAUUGUGCAAGCCCAAUACUGGAACAUGAACUUGACAAUCUUCUCUUCAUUUCCGGAGCUACAGCUACUGGAUUUCUCUGCAAAUUUCGCUUGUUUACAGAAUUUCGAUGGUCUUCAAGGAUUAAGUAAGCUCAAGCAUCUCAACCUCAGGAACAACUAUUUCAUAGGGAGCAUCCUAGGAUCUGUUAGCAAACUCGUUUCUCUGGAGGUCAUAAAUCUCAGCAGAAAUAACAUGAGUGGAUCUCUUCAAAAUACAGGUUUGGGAAAUCUUCGGAAGCUGCGAAAAUUGCGUUUGGGAUCGAGACCGGAUUUAUGGAGCAGGUGCGCACCGCGCACCCGCAUCUUAACCGUCCAAUGUGCGCAUGGACUCUGGAGCAUAGCAGAAGGAUGUCAGCUUAAUCAGACAAGCUAACUUCGGCUGCAUGCAAAAUUGUUUGACAUCUACUUCUUUUUUGUCAGCAAUUGUGGUGCUCUUGGAACUCACAUUUUGGAGGCAUACAGUGUGUCAGGGCAUGCUUAGGAUAGAUAAAAAAGUAGGCUACAGUACUUCUAGCAUCAUGCAUAGCCUUUCACUCUGGAGCGACAUGCACGCAUGCAAAUUGCAUUUUAUUUUUUAAUGUAAUAGCUGCAUGACAUAGGACUUCUCCACCUGACGAAAAGAAACAGAGUAGGAUUCCUUGCUCUGUGCAUAAAUAGCCAAAACCAGGAUAACUGUUCACGCCAUCACUUUUUUCAGAUUGGACAAAACAUC
This is a messenger RNA of Lolium perenne, 1005 nucleotides long. The record is from RefSeq and is a predicted model, not a curated record. NCBI's taxonomy places the organism in Eukaryota, Viridiplantae, Streptophyta, Magnoliopsida, Poales, Poaceae.